CGACGACAUAGGCGUAGUGUUUGUGCAUCGGUGGUGAUUUUGAUUUUCAGUUGAGGGGGGGAGGGGGUUGUUGUCGUUGGUGGUGGUGCACCCUAAGUGACCGUGGCAGCUGAGCACGAGGCAGAGGAAUCCCCAACCGGGCGGUUGAUCCGAUCUGAGGGGGGGUAACGUGAGAAGAGCGCAUAACUGGGGCAAGCAGACGAUCAUGAAGGCUGCAGCCGAGCUAAAAAGCUUCCAGAAUCGAGGUCGCGAAGCGAUAUAAACAAAGAAAGAAAGAAAGAAAGAAAGAAAGAAAGAAAGAAAGAAAGAAAGAAAGAAAGAAAGAAAGAUAAGAGGCGUUGACAAGGCAGUUGGGAGCGUAUGUUGUCAUGUCGCCAUGCUGUCCAGAAAGGGGCUCAUUCCGGAGGACUACCUGCUGACGCGCUUGGCCGAGGACGUCCAGCAGCCUAAGUUCAGAUCGAAAGCCAGGAAAGCCCGCUUCGUGGCCAAGAACGGCGCCUGCAAUGUGGCGCACACCAACAUCCGCGAGCAGGGUCGCUUCCUGCAGGACGUCUUCACCACCCUGGUGGACCUGAAAUGGCUCCACACGCUCAUCAUCUUCACCAUGUCGUUCCUGUGCAGCUGGCUCCUGUUCGGCAUGAUGUGGUGGCUCAUCGCCUUCGCGCACGGCGACUUGGACCGGCAGGCGGGCGACUCGGUGCCGUGCGUCACGGACAUCCGCUCCUUCUCCUCCGCCUUCCUCUUCUCCAUCGAGGUGCAGGUGACCAUCGGCUUCGGGGCGAGGAUGGUGACGGAGGAGUGCUUGUCCGCCAUCGUCGUGCUGAUCGCGCAGAACAUCGUGGGACUGCUCAUCAACGCCAUCAUGCUGGGCUGCAUCUUCAUGAAGACGGCGCAGGCGCACCGGCGCGCCGAGACGCUCAUCUUCAGCAAGCACGCCGUCAUUUCGGUGCGGAACAAUAAACUUUGCUUCAUGGUGCGGAUCGGCGACCUGAGGAAGAGCAUGAUCAUUAGCGCCACCGUGCGGAUGCAGGUGGUCAGGAGAACCACGACCGAGGAGGGCGAGGUGCUGCCGCUGGACCAGAUCGACAUCCACAUGGACAACCCGGUGGGCACGAACGGGGUCUUCCUAGUGUCGCCGCUCAUCAUCUGCCACGUCAUCGACAAGGACAGCCCCCUGUACGGCAUGUCCGCCGCGGACCUGCAGCACGACGACGUGGAGGUCAUCGUGGUCCUGGAGGGCGUGGUGGAGACCACCGGCAUCACCACGCAGGCCAGGACCUCUUACGUGUCCGAGGAGAUCCUGUGGGGCCAGCGGUUCGUGCCCACCGUGUCCGAGGAGGACGGCAUGUACGCGGUGGACUACUCCAAGUUCGGCAACACGCAGAAGGUUCCCACGCCGUGCUGCAGCGCCAGGAAACUGGACGAGGCGGGCGGCAUCGCCAGGUUUAAACUCAACGAGGGCGUCACCUUGCGGCCGUCGGUGAGAAGGCGGCGGGGGGCGGCCAGCGUGGCCCGGCGCUCCAGAUUGGAUAGCCGAUGACGAUUGGAGCUCAGUCCGAACCGGUUUCGAGUCAAUUCGGCGUUCGUCGCAUGGUAACAACUUACACCUCAAGCUACCUAGCCACUUUACUUUCCAGCAAGGUAUCGAAAAGGGGUGUGCAAACUUUUGGAGUCAAGAGUCACAGGCCUUUCUUUUCUUUUCUUUUUUUUGUCUCGAACACGACAGUUAUUAAGUUAAAAAAAAAAGUGUACUUAAAAUAGUUUGCUUGAAUUUUUACUAAUUCUGCAUCACAUUUCAAUUUUAUCCUCAAUUAAUUCAGAAACAAUAAAAUAGAUUAAAAAUUGUUAAUUGUACAGUAGCUCCAAUGUGUGCAUCAAAUUGUUUUUUUUUAAAUAAUGAUCAUUUUCUUUAUUACUUAGGACUAAUUUAAUUACCAUUGUCCAACCAAACAUUUAAGGUUUGAAGUAUCAUAAUGCCCGGUGGGCCGGAUGACAGAACAGAGCAGUUCUGUCUGUCAUAUCAUUCGUGUCAUAGUGUUAUUGCCCAAUUCACGUUUUCAUUGUUUUUGGAAAAAGAAGAAGAAAAUACAAAUUCAUCAAACAAGAUGAGUGCAGUUGCCUUGGUAAAUCGAUGGAAUUUUAUUAAUGGCCGCCGUGAUGUUAGGUUAAUAACAACUUGGACAAUCAUGCGAAAUAGGCAAAUUUUAUUUUGCCCAUCCCUGUUCUUGAAGCACACUCAUGACACAUCAAUUUAUUUUUCAAAAUGUCUUAUUUAAUAUCAGUAGCAAGUUCAACAGCACACUGUGUUGUUUAUUUGUAUGUUGCUCACCACACAAAGACCAGACCACCACACCUAUAUAUAAGGGGGUUCACAAACCGGGUUAAACCUCUGGAGCUAGCAAAGUGGGGUCAGUGCCUUGUUGAAGGGAACAUCAACAGUGGACCGGAAGCAGACUAUAGCUUCAUGCCAACAACCGGUUGCCAUUUCACAUAUUUGCCUGCAGCUGGAAUUGAACCUGGCCCCUCUGGUUGCAAAGCACAAGUCCUUACAGAUGAUACUGAACCUCGCACCAAGUACAGAGCUGACUAAGGCAAGAGGAGGGUGGGUGGAUAAAAUCUCUCCGAGGAAGAACCCUUGUACAGACUUAAGACUCAGCGUGGGGCGGGUGUCUGCCUCAACCAGUUGGGUGACAAGAGGGACAAUCGGCAGAGCGAGAGAGAGAGAGAGAGAGAGAGAGAAGAGAAGAUAAAAGAGGAAUUGCAACAGGGUUAAGGAAGCAGCUUGUACUGUACUCAAUGUAUUAGCAAUAAUGGUGAUAAGCAGUAUUCAUGGUGUUAGUACUACUAAAUCAAUUGUAAAAUUCUUGCUGUUCUUAGUUGAACUUCUGGAAGCAGAGGUACUUAAUGCUGGGGGGGGGGGGUAUUGUGAUACUACACAAAUUCUGACAUCGAAACUGAAAAACAAGAACAUGUACUAAGUUUAACUGUAGGAGUCCAAGUGGAAAUGGCAUUAGCGCAGAGUAACAGAGAACUGCAAUAUCGAUGAACUGGAAGAGGUCGAAACAUUUUCUCAGCGAUCUUCAUGAGGGGGCCGGAUUGGAUUUCAUACUUCAAAGGAUUCCCACUCAUAUUUCAGUGCACCACGCACAUACACGACCUACUCGUGCAGGGUAACGCGUAUCAAGUCAGCAAUCGUGAU
Messenger RNA from Syngnathoides biaculeatus (alligator pipefish), 3199 nucleotides. RefSeq names its product potassium inwardly rectifying channel subfamily J member 11 (gene kcnj11). Gene Ontology annotation, molecular function: ATP-activated inward rectifier potassium channel activity. NCBI's taxonomy places the organism in Eukaryota, Metazoa, Chordata, Actinopteri, Syngnathiformes, Syngnathidae. The coding region runs from base 377 to 1540 and encodes 387 amino acids. The transcript has a single exon. Gene Ontology annotation, biological process: regulation of monoatomic ion transmembrane transport; potassium ion import across plasma membrane. The record is from RefSeq and is a predicted model, not a curated record. Gene Ontology annotation, cellular component: plasma membrane.